CGUUUCCCCCCACUCACUCGCCAGAAGCUUUUACUCUCUGGUGUGAAGACUCUGCCUGACAUAUCACCUGUUAUAUGUACUUAUGUACUUUUUAUAAAAUACUGGCCAAUGGCAGCCAACUAAGAGUCCUCCACAUGAUAAAGGUUUGGAAGUGCCCAAUCGGCACCGAGGAUUAGUCUCAGAUUUUUAACUGUACACAAUACUCCAUACAUUGCAUCACCUAGAGAUAUUUCUUUUUUAGAUGGGAGUUUUUGGAACAUCACGUGAUAUAUUGCCUGUCUCCAAACUGGGCUUUUCAUCACCGACCACAGUUUAAAAGAAAUGAAACCCGAAUGUCCGAAUGCCGAAUCCUCUGUAUGGCAGGUACCAAAUCAUGUUUACUAACUUAGGCUAUCACAAUCAGGGGCUAAGCAAAAUACACAGCGCUAGCUCACUUUUAUCGACACCAAGUGUUGUAUUUUCGAAGUUAAAUGUUCAUGGCAACCGAAGAUGGAGUAGCUGCCACACCACACUGCGUUCUCCAGCCAUUACUCAAACCAUAUUCUCCGGGAUACAGCCGACAGGCGUACCACACUUGGGCAAUUACUUGGGUGCUCUGAGAGAAUGGGUUCGGUUACAGAACAAUGCAACUGAAGGAACAAGGUUGUUCUUCUCUGUUGUUGAUUUGCAUGCCUUAACGGUGCCCCAAGAAAAGACCCAAUUCAGGAAAUGGAGAAAAGAAACACUUGCUACACUAAUAGCUGUGGGAUUGGAUCCAAGUCGCUCAAUCAUAUUUUACCAGUCGUCCGUACAAGCACAUGCUGAGUUAUUCUGGAUGUUGUGCACAGGAGCUUCUAUGGGAUAUCUAUCCCGAAUGACUCAAUGGAAGAGCAAACUACAGUUGCCUGAUGAUACCACUUUGGAGAAUUCAGCAGCCAGAUCUAAGUUGCGACUGGGACUUUUUUCAUAUCCCGUUCUACAGGCGGCGGAUAUACUAGUGCACAGAGCCACUCACGUUCCUGUCGGAGAGGAUCAGAGGCAACACCUUGAGUUUUCCAGAAAUAUUGCGAAUAGCUUCAAUCAUGUCUAUGAUUCCAUCUUUCCAUGCCCGGAAGCCCUUAUAUCACCUGCAAGGCGAGUAAUGUCUCUCAGGGAGCCAACCUUGAAGAUGUCAAAGUCCCAUGUCGAUGAACGGUCAAGAAUCCUUCUUACUGAUAGCUCUGAUCAAAUUCAUAAAAAGAUUAAAGCCGCUCUCACCGACUCGGAUACAAGGAUAACUUAUGAUCCAAUCCGCCGACCGGGCGUAUCCAAUCUUUUGGAGCUUCUUAGUCACUUUGAAGGAAAGACUUGUGAAGACUUGGCCUUGGAGUAUCAGUCAAUGAGUAUUCGGGCCCUGAAGCAAAGUCUCGCGGGUCAGAUCUCGAAUCAUCUCCAGCCGAUAAGGGAUAGGUAUUUCUCUCUCAUGGAUGACAAGACUGAAUACCUCGAUGCUAUUUCGGACAAAGGCGCUCGAGCUGCUCGAGCCAAUGCUGACAUAACCAUGGGAAUAGUCAGAGAAGCCAUGGAGCUUAAAGAGAUAUAA
Molecule: messenger RNA, 1561 nt
Organism: Aspergillus heteromorphus CBS 117.55
Lineage: Eukaryota; Fungi; Ascomycota; Eurotiomycetes; Eurotiales; Aspergillaceae
Product: tryptophan--tRNA ligase MSW1
Exons: 6
Coding region: 341-1561 (406 amino acids)
Biological process (GO): mitochondrial tryptophanyl-tRNA aminoacylation
Cellular component (GO): mitochondrion; mitochondrial matrix
Molecular function (GO): ATP binding; tryptophan-tRNA ligase activity
Source: RefSeq, a predicted model, not a curated record